AUGUCACUUGACAAUCUGGAUGCAUUUCCUCAAUUUUUUUAUAAUGAGGAUGAGGUGAAUGUUGUCUCACAUGAAGAUGAAGAUGAGCCAGUGGAACAGAUUGUGGAUGCUGAAAGAUUACAAAAGAAUGUAGAUUUAUUUGGUGAUUUGCAUUAUAAUUAUACAAGCUGCAGACUGCAGGGGCAGAGACUCAGUGCAUACUCCAACAAAGGAGAUGCCAUAAUUGGUGGGAUAUUUCCUGUUCAUUACAAGUAUAUAUUUUUGGAAGCAACAUUUACUGAGCCUCCGAAACCCAUCCAGUGUGAAAUAUUUCAGAUUCGAUCAUAUCAACAUGCUAUGGGUAUGGUCUUUGCUGUAGAAGAGAUCAACCAGAACCCAGACUUACUAGCAAACAUCACAUUGGGAUUCCACAUUUAUGAUUCUUGCUACUCAGAGGCCAGAACACUUGGAAGUACUCUGUGGUUCUUAACUGGAAAUGGAGAGGUAAUUCCAAAUUACAACUGCAACUCCAAGUCAUUGUUACCAGCUAUCAUUGGAGACGAAACAUCAGCCCCAACAAUCUCCAUCGCAAGAAUACUGGGCAUCUACAAAUACCCUCAGGUUAGCCACGGAGCAGUUGUGCCUACCUUGAGUGAUAAACAACAGUUUCCAUCCUUUCUACGGACUAAUCCAUCUGACAAUUUUCAGUCGUCUGGACUUGCAAAGAUGAUAAAUUAUUUUGACUGGAAGUGGAUAGGGAUUAUUGGCUCUGAUUUUGAUUAUGGAGAGAUUGGCAGCAAGAAACUGGAGAAGGAGAUACUUAAGACAGGUGCUUGUGUAGCAUUCUUUGAGACAAUACCAAAAAACAAUUAUAAGAAUAAAGUGGCAUACAUUAUUGAGAUAAUUAAAGCAUCCUCAGCAGAUGUAAUUGUGAUUUAUGUCACUACUCCCAUAAUUGUUACAUUAAUGGAAGACAUUGCUAUGGCAAACAUAACAAACAGAGUUUGGAUUACUACAACGAGUUGGCCAAAUCCACAAGACUUUUCCAAGAAAGAUGUUUUACAAACAAUAAAUAAAACUCUUGGAUUUGCUCACUACUCUGGUGCAAUUCCAGGGUUCAAGGAAUUUCUUCUUGGCCUCCACCCUUCAAGAUAUAUGGAUGAUAUUUUUAUUAAAGAAUUUUGGGGAAAGGUAUUUGGCUGUAAGUGGUCAAAUCAAAACACCAGUCAGGUGAUGAGGAAUGGUGCUAGAGGAAGUGAUGUAAUGUACUGUACAGGUACAGAAAAGUUAAAAGAACUCCAUAUGUCUGUAUAUGAUGUCACUAAUUUUAGAAUGUCUUAUACUUCAUACAAUGCCAUCUAUGCAGUAACAUAUUCUCUUCACAGUCUGAUUGCCUGCGAGACACCAGGCCCAUUUUCUAAUGGAAGUUGUUCAGAUAUUAACCAUUUCCAACCAUGGCAACUCCUUCAUUAUAUAAAAAGUGUGCGCUUCAAGAACAGUGGAGGUAAAGAAAUGUUUUUUGAUAUAAAUGGGGACCCUCCAGCGUUGUAUGACAUAAUAAAUAUUCUGCUGUAUGAAGAUGGUACUAACAAAUUUAUCAAAGUGGGCAGUGUUGCUUCAUCAGCCUCAGCAGGAGGUAUUAUUAUUGAUAAGACUGCCAUUUAUUGGAACAAAGAAAACAAUCAGAUUCCAAGAUCUGUGUGCAGUGAACCUUGUUCUCCUGGUUACAGGAAGGCCAUACGAAGAGGGCAGCCUAUAUGUUGUUCAGAUUGCAUUGAAUGCUCAAAUGGGGAAAUCGCCAAUGAAACUGAUACAGCAGAUUGCUGGAGGUGCCCAUAUGAGUACUGGUCAAACGAUAAACAUGACAGAUGUAUCAUCAGGACCAUUGACUUUCUCUCUUAUGAAGAUCCUUUGGGAAUAACACUAACUACCAUUUCAAUUAUUUUCACCUUACUGACUGGUUCAAUUUUAUGCAUUUUCAUCAAGUUCCGUACUACUGCUAUAGUGAAAGCAAAUAAUCAGAAACUAAGUUAUCUUCUUCUUGUCUCUCUAAUGCUGUGUUCGAUGUGCUCCUUAAUGUUUAUCGGAUAUCCAGUAACACUAACAUGUAUGCUUCGUCAAAUUGCUUUUGGUGUAACAUUUUCAAUUUCAGUUUCUUCCAUAUUGGCCAAAACGAUUACUGUGGUGAUUGCAUUCAGUGCCACAAAGCCCAACAGCAAAAUGAAGAAAUGGAUGGGGCCCGUCAUUCCUUACUGCACUGUCACAGUGGGGUCUCUUAUUCAGAUUACUACAUGCAGUGUAUGGCUAACAGUGUCUCCACCCUUCCAAAAACUAAACACCCAGUUAGAUAAUGAGAAAAUGAUCAUUGAAUGCAGUGAGGGUUCUGAUUUAACUUUUUGGUGCAUGUUGGGUUAUCUUGGACUAUUAGCCAGCAUAAGCUUUAUAGCAGCUUUCCUUGCUAGAAAACUGCCAGACAGUUUCAACGAGGCAAAAUUUAUCACCUUUGGUAUGUUGGUGUUUACCAGUGUUUGGAUUUCAUUUAUCCCUGCAUAUCUAAGUACACAAGGAAAAUAUAUGGUGGCAGUUGAAAUUUUUGCUAUAUUGUCUUCCAGCAUUGGGUUGCUUGCCUGUAUAUUUUUUCCUAAAUGCUAUAUCAUUUUGUUAAGACCUGAUCUGAAUACCAGACAAAGUAUCAUGGGCAAAACAACCAUUACCAAUAGAAAUAUUUAA
Protopterus annectens (West African lungfish) is the source of this 2709-nucleotide messenger RNA. RefSeq names its product extracellular calcium-sensing receptor-like. Gene Ontology annotation, biological process: G protein-coupled receptor signaling pathway. The record is from RefSeq and is a predicted model, not a curated record. Gene Ontology annotation, cellular component: membrane. NCBI's taxonomy places the organism in Eukaryota, Metazoa, Chordata, Ceratodontiformes, Protopteridae. The transcript is spliced from 7 exons. Gene Ontology annotation, molecular function: G protein-coupled receptor activity. Bases 1 to 2709 code for a protein of 902 amino acids.